Lactuca virosa is the source of this 432-nucleotide messenger RNA. The record is from the annotation of a GenBank genome assembly. NCBI's taxonomy places the organism in Eukaryota, Viridiplantae, Streptophyta, Magnoliopsida, Asterales, Asteraceae.
AUGAUUGAGGUUAAGGUGAAAGUGCCUGAUGUUGCGGUGAAUGAGACUAUAGAUGAGGUGAAUGAGACUGUAGGUGAGGUGAAAAAGAUUGUGGCUGAGGUGAAUGAGCUUGAGGCUGGGGGCAAUAAGCUUGAGCCUGAGGGGAAUAAGACUGAGGUGAAUGACCUUCAGUCUGAGGGGAAUAAGGCUGAGGUGAAUGAGUUUGAGGGCAUGAUAAGAGACAUGGUUGAAUGUGGAUAUCCACAAGCUGAAAUUGAGUUAACCAUGCAAAAGGUUAGAAGGGAAAGACAUAAGAUGAGGGUUGUUUCACUAUUGAAGAGGAGCAAAACUUUUGAAAGAACCAUCAAGAUAAAUCUAAGCAAGAGUGAACCUGUUUCGUUUUCUGAGAAGAAGAGACCUUAUAUGAAGGACAAGAUACUGUGUUCGGAUUAG